AUCGCUCAUCUCUACAGCUCCAUUGUUCAGUAAAUAUUUGAGAUUUUUUAUUAUAUAGCAAUAAUCCCGUUUCGCAGUAAUGUUGAGACUUGCUCGUGUAAAUAUACAAAAAUUGGAUGCAUUGCAUUCCAGAUGCUUUGCGGCAGUUGCUUCUAAGAAAGCGCAUGAAAAGGAUAUUGCGCAAGGACCGGCUAGACAAAAUGAAUCAUUUAUGGCGAACAUUUUCCGUGGAUCUCUAGUCCCAACUCAGGUCUUUCCUUAUCCCGACGUCUUAACAAGUGAACAAAAAGAACUAACUGCCAGUCUAAUAGAUCCUUUUGAACGCUUUUUUGCGGAAGUUAAUAAUGCUGCGCGUAAUGAUGAAAAUUCAAAAAUCGACGAUAAUACUCUAACAGCACUGUGGGAGCUCGGCGCUUUUGGAAUUCAAGUGCCAUCCGAUUUCGGCGGCUUGGGUCUCAAUAAUACCCAAUAUGGGCGGCUUUGCGAAAUAGUUGGAGCCAACGAUUUAGGACUUGGGAUAACGAUUGGAGCACAUCAAAGCAUUGGCUUUAAAGGUAUCUUGUUAUUCGGAACACCUGAACAAAAAGAGAAAUAUCUGCCAAAAGUAGCAUCAGAGAAAGUGUACGCAGCUUUCGCACUAACUGAACCGAGUUCAGGCUCAGAUGCUGCCUCUAUUAAAUGCCGGGCAGUUAAAAGUGCUGAUGGCAAACAUUACGUACUUAAUGGCUCCAAAAUUUGGAUAUCGAACGGCGGAAUGGCUGAGAUAAUGACAGUUUUUGCACAAACUGAACAAACCGAUAAAAAGACCGGCGAAAAGAAGGAUAAGGUGACUGCUUUUAUUGUUGAGCGCUCCUUUGGAGGUGUUACAAGUGGCCCUCCAGAAAAGAAAAUGGGAAUCAAAGCAUCUAAUACUGCAGAGGUUUACUUCGAGGACGUGAAAAUUCCAAUCGAAAAUAUUCUUGGUGAAGAAGGAGAAGGCUUCAAGGUUGCAAUGAAUAUCUUAAAUAAUGGCCGCUUUGGAAUGGGCGCAACCUUGGCUGGCACUAUGAAAGAAUGCAUAAAAAAGGCCACUGAGCACGCAAAUAAUCGCGUUCAGUUUGGACAGAAGAUAAAAAAUUAUGGCGCCAUUCAGGAGAAAUUGGCGCAAAUGAAUAUUCUUCAAUACGCUACAGAGUCAAUGGCAUUCGCCAUAUCCCAGAAUAUGGACUCAGGCAGCCAGGAUUAUCAUUUAGAAGCUGCGAUAUCAAAGGUCUAUGCAUCGGAGUGUGCGUGGUAUGUUUGUGACGAAGCCAUUCAAAUUCUUGGUGGCAUGGGAUUUAUGAAAGAAACCGGAUUAGAACGAGUUCUAAGAGAUCUGCGAAUUUUCAGAAUUUUUGAAGGCACGAAUGAUAUUCUGCGUUUGUUUGUGGCAUUGACUGGAAUACAAUACGCAGGAUCCCAUUUAAAAGAAGUGCAGCGUGCACUUAAAAAGCCGACCGCUAAUUUGGGUUUUAUAUUCAAGGAGGCUUCAAAGCGGGCUGCUUCCACCGUUGGUCUUGGUGGCACCGAUCUAAGUCCAUAUGUAAUUGAUGAACUGCAGCCCUAUGCCAAAAAGACGGCAGCCUGCAUAGAUCUUUUUGGGCAGACCGUAGAGGAACUGUUGUUAAAAUACAACAAAAACAUUGUUCACCAGCAGUUUACAUUAAGCAAGUUGGCUAAUGCUGCAAUAGACAUUUAUGCUAUGAUAGUCACCCAAUCUAGAGCGAGCAGAGCGACUAGGCUGAACCUUCCCACAGCUAACCAUGAACUUAGUUUGACGAAAGCUUUAACACUACAGGCAUCAGAUCGUGCUUUAAUGAAUUUGCGGAACGCUACCUCCAGCUAUCACCAAGAACUUAACAAGGAGAUGUCGUUGAUAGCCCAAAGCGUCUGUGAAAAUUCUGGUGUGCAUACAUCUGGCGUAAUUGAUUUAAAUUGAAAUUGAAUGCCGAUGAAAAAACAGUGCCUUAAGUUCUUUUAAAUCAGAUACAAAUAAAGGCUCGUUCUUCCAACCAA
Scaptodrosophila lebanonensis is the source of this 2034-nucleotide messenger RNA. It is a transcript of the gene Acadvl, whose product is annotated as very long-chain specific acyl-CoA dehydrogenase, mitochondrial. The transcript has 5 exons. Lineage: Eukaryota; Metazoa; Arthropoda; Insecta; Diptera; Drosophilidae. Bases 80 to 1957 code for a protein of 625 amino acids. Gene Ontology annotation, molecular function: flavin adenine dinucleotide binding; very-long-chain fatty acyl-CoA dehydrogenase activity; fatty-acyl-CoA binding. The record is from RefSeq and is a predicted model, not a curated record.